CCCCACCCACAUUGUGAAAUCCAUUCUAUCCUCUAUACUUCGUGCCCACGCUAGAUCUUGACACUCUCGUCAAUUCAUCUCAAAUCAAUAGCAUAACAUAACAUACGUUUUGUUUGCCUUUCGAUUCGUCUGUACCCAUGAGUCUCUAACCUCGAGCCCUCCCAAUUUCACCUUUUCUGGGUGCUUCGGCAUUGACAAAGAUUCCUACGGUUUUCCUCAAACUCCCAUCAUGGCUGUCGUUCUUCCAUCCGACGACAACGGUUACUUCGCCGGCUCCGGCCUACGACGCUCACAUUCUCACUCCAACUUCAUCUCAUCGACUUCACCAUUUCCCACUUCCUCUCACCUUAGCGAUCAUUACAAGCCUACAUCCAAGUCUUACGCCGAAUCUAACUCAUCAUCUGCUCCCUCGUCUCCCCGUACCGUCCACGCCGACUCUGUCGAUCUUUCCUACGCAUCUACUCCUGCCACUAAUCUCUCUAUUGCCUCUGACUACGACGACAACAUUGGACUUGCUGAAUCACCUGAAGACCACUUCAUGUUUCCAUCCUUUGCGCAGGAGAAGUUUUACGUUCACCCAGAGAUCCGCCCUGAAAUCCACCAUGAUGACAACCUAGAGCCACCACCCAGUCCCCGAACCGGCGACUCUUAUACUGUUUCUCCCGCAGAACACGAGAACUCUGAAGAGGUAUCUGAUGAUACAUCAAGGCCCGAAACACCUGAACAUGAAAAGUCUGAACAUGCAGAGGACGACACUGCAGUGUCAAGUCGACCAUCCCGCCAAGUGGAUUACCUAUCUCAUGAGUGGAGAGAGGAGGAUAUCUGGUCGUCAUGGCGAUAUGUCGUCACUCGACGGGGGGAGUUCCCCAACAGUGCUCGGUUGGAAAAUGCUUCUUGGAGGACCUGGAUGAAGGCCAAAAACAACCUGAAGACCAUCUCUCCCGAAUCUCUCAACUGGCUUAAGGAUUGUGAUGUCACCUGGCUCUAUGGCCCAUUGCAGUCAGGACCCAAGAACCUCCAUCCUACGCACACUGAGCCUUCAAGCGUGUCGUUAUCCAAAGCUGACUCACUGGUCAACCUCAACAAGAAGCCUAUCCUCAAGAAGAGAAGCAUGUCCGAAGUGAUGCUUCAGCGAUCACUGUCUACAGCUUCAUUAUUGAAGCAGGCCACUGCAGCUGUCAAGGCCCAAGAGACAAGAGGAAUUCUUCGACCCCAUCUUGGUCGCUCAUCAACAGAUUACUUCGCCUAUCCCUUCGCAUCACGUCGGUUGAGCGGAGACAGCAGCAGCGUCGCUCCUUCAGUCGAGUCAUCUGGAAUCAUUUCUCCCAACUCGGAGCGAAAACACAUUCAUUUCAAUGAGCAAGUCGAGCAAUGUAUAGCUGUCGAAGCCAAGGGCGAAGAUGAGGAUGAAAUGAUUGAUGAGCACUUUGGCUCAGACAGCGACUCAGAUGAUGGUGUCAUGAUGAAACGAGUUAAGACCAAAAAGAGGCCCAUUUCUCGACGCAAGACUAUGAAGUCAAAGCCAGCUGCUGAAGGCAAGACAAUCGCUAUGCUGCCGUCCACCACCCUCAAAUACCGGGAAGACACUCCUGAGCCACGAGAGACUGCAAUGAAGCACUCCCGAAGCCCUCUCAUGUCUCCUUCAUCUUCACAGGAGACACUACGACCUACCAAACAAUCAGGAAAGUUCUUUUUCGGUGAGGAAGACCACGAUGAUGGUCUUGACGACGCUUUGUUAAGUCCCCGCUCAGGGUGGGCAUCACCUCCCAACGAAGGCGCCAAUGGCGGUCUGAGCAGAUCCAUCUCGUCAGGCAGUCUUUGUGAGGAGCCUGCGGGUAUGCGACGCACACCAUCCGGUAUGUUCAUGCCUUUUGAGGAAGGCGAAAUACAAUCCGGAGACGGCAUUUUCGGUCGAGUUAUUGACACAGUCAAUACAGCCCGUGAUAUCGCCCACGUUAUUUGGAACGUUGGCUGGAGGAAGUAAUGGGUACACAAGCGUUCGACUUUCUUUUAGCGACGCGAUUGGAAUUUGAACAAGCUCAUAAGCUUGUGACUCACUUAGUGUGAGCUGAAACGACGCCAUGACAACAUAAAAAAAAGCGCAUCUAUAUAUGGGAAUUUCGGAGAUAAU
This is a messenger RNA of Fusarium oxysporum Fo47, 2131 nucleotides long. RefSeq names its product GATA-like domain-containing protein. The record is from RefSeq and is a predicted model, not a curated record. Gene Ontology annotation, biological process: cellular response to glucose starvation; protein catabolic process in the vacuole. Lineage: Eukaryota; Fungi; Ascomycota; Sordariomycetes; Hypocreales; Nectriaceae. The transcript has 2 exons. The coding region runs from base 230 to 1984 and encodes 584 amino acids.